UUCGUUUCGGCGUGAAGCGCGAUCGCGUUUAUGGCAAACGUCAAAUUAGUUUACAGAUUUUUUAUCUCGCUCACGCAUACUAAUUACGAAUACGUGCGAUAGUGAUAGACGCGCUGCAUCAUGAUGGAAUCUAAAGAAACGUCGCGAAUUAUAACCACUUUGUUUUAAUUUAAAUGUGUAAACAUUGCAAUUAAAUUCGUUUUCACGUGUGUUUAAGAUAAAUUGUAGUUUUCCUAUCGAACUGUAUAAAUAUGGGGGAAGCGUCGAUUGAUUUGCUGGGUCUUCCAAUUGUUAUGAUAGAAAACAUUUUCUCGUAUUUAUCUUUCGAUGAAAUUGCGAAGAAUAGAUUGGUAUCGAGAGCCUUCGACGAGAUUUGCCGUCGCAUGCUAAACAGAGGCUUUAUCAUGAUCGAGCGUCGCCAUGCCAUGGCCCUCAAGAGUGUCAAGGCACAGCUUCCAAGAAGGGAAUCAGAACGGAGAUACCACCAUUUGUCCCGCCACUGCGACAUCCUGACGUCCAUAGAGACGCGCAUAUCUAUGCUCAACAUGACGUACUCCAAGUUCAUAGACAACGGUCUAUGCUGCUUUAUACCUGGCAAGGUGAUAGACGAGAUCCGCCGCGUGCUGUCGGUGGUGGAGUCGUGCAGCAGUCCGCCGCGCGCGCACGAGGUGCUGCAGGAGCUGCGCGACAUCUCCAGCAUGGCCAUCGAGCACUUCGACGACAAGAUCUCGCCCGCCUUCCGCAAGCGCCUGCAGCAGGCCGCGCAGCCGCCGCCGCCCAGGCCCGCGCAUUCGUCCGUGCUAGCCCCGUUGGCCAUGCGUCAAGAGUUGUCACUGCUGCGCCGGCGAACAGUACUCAAUGCCAAGCUGUCACUGUUCCUCGCGUCGCAGUACAAGAUCUUCUACAAACGGAUGAUGGACUAUAAGAAAGUAGCCUGGCGACAGCAAAAGACUAUCAGAGAAUUAACUAAAAGACAGAAGGAUCAAGACGCAUCCAUCGCUGAUCUCAAGAAGCGUAUUGAGGAAUGUGAUAUAAAGUACAGCGAGCUCACACACACGAACCAGGCAGUCGGCGGGAAAGCUAUUGGAGCGAGCGGCGGUCCAGACGCGCGUCCUCCCGCGCAGCCGCUGCGGCAUUUCUCGAGCCAGAUCAAGCUGGACCUGUCCGUGUUGCCCAUCGGGACCAACAAGAGGACCAACAAGAUGUUACCAAACAUGAAACCACGAAAACCGUUGAUCAAGCUCCCAAGUCUAUCCGAAGACGACACAGAACCGCCGCAAAAAAUACAAAAACUAGACGAGAACCGGUUGAACUCACCGUCUACAUCAGUAGACAGACAGAGCCCGAAGACAAAAUCCAUAGACACCAUAGCCAAAAUCCGAGGCAUAACCAACGAAAUAAGACAAUUAACUAGUCUCUCAAAAGCGUACGAGAGCAAACUAAAACGCCCCUAUUUAAAUAACGAUAACCCCGUACCAGAUAAGAAGCAGAAAUUAGAUUAAGACUCAAAUUGAAAAGUGAACUAGUUGAUUAGCUAGUUCCCGGAAUAAUUGUAAACUAAUUUGUCAACUAGUUCUGGUAUGAGUGUAUGCGAACUAGUUGAUUAACUAGUUCCCGGAAUAAGUGUAAACUAAUUUGUCAACUAGUUCUGAUAUUUGUGAAGAUAAACUAGUUGAUUAACUAGUUCUGUUAACUGAACUUAAACUAGUUUUUUAUUUAGUGUUAACGGUAUUUCGUUGCGCUUUAAAUUGUAUAGCAUUUGGUUGUAAAACGUUUAUAGUGAGCGAAUGGUUUCGAUUGUUUAAGAUUUUUAGUUAUAAGAUUUUGAACGCUGAUUUGAUGACGAUUAGAAUUUAUAUAGGUUACUCAAGAUUAUUCUCAAAAUUAUUUUAGUAUUUUUAAAGAAGUAUGUGAAAGUUGAGUGGUUAAAAUUUACGAAAGUGAAUGCAUAUAUGAGAUUUUUAAAACGGAUUUGUUGAUACAUCCGCAUGGAGAGUCAACUACCUCGUCUCAAAGUAAUAUUAUAGCAGUUGUGGAAGCGUGACAGCGCUAUACAAGGCGUAGAGCGCCAUCUCUCUCACACACUCGCUAUACUAUUACUGCAAAACGUGGCGGUAGACUGUCAGAUUAAAAUGUUGACAUUUGAAUGUCACGUGACAAAAGAAAACAAAUAAGUGUAGAAACUUAUGUACCACAGUUUAUUUAUAUCUACAUUAAAAACAUAUUUAACAUUUAACAGUUUUUUCUUCGACAAAAUAUAGUCUUAAAAGUUAUUUGCAUAGCAUCUAUAUGUCAUAUACAAAAUCGUAUUUUUAGUACUAUUAUAAUAAUAUUAAGAUAUAAUAAUCUAUUAUACAAAACAUAAUUAUAUGAAAAUAUAUCAUGUUUGCAUUAUACCGAUUUUGAUGUAACACUCAUAUAGCUUGUCUUUCAACUAACGAAGAGAUUAAUCAUUAUAUUAAUUAAGUUUAUUAAUUUAAAAAUGUUUGUAAGUUGUUAUAUUCUGAAAUUUCGGUUAACUAAAUAUAUUUAAAACAUAAUUAUUUGUAGUGUCGUAAUCGCAAUAAAAAGCAAUAUUAAUCGAUUAUAAAUAUCUAUCUAUCUUAAUUCAAAGAAAAGAUAUGUGUAACUAACACUUGUAGAAAAAUCUUAUAAAAAAAUUAUGUCAAUUUCCGCCUAUAAUAUAUGCUAAUUGUAGUGAACCUUUAGAUAUGUCGCUUUGGAAGAAAUUAUUUGAGUUUAAAGAAAGGCUCUUUUGCACAAUUAUAAGACUUGACUAAUUAAUGUGUUGGUUCUAUCAUGAUACAUAAUAUUUCAUGAAAAACAGCCAAAGCAUACAUUUCCUAUGUUAAUGUAAGAUUUUUACAUUGGUAGCCUACAGUAGUUACAGUGUAUAAUAGUUGUGCUAUGUUUAAAGGGCCGAUUGUGGGCUUACUCAAGGCAGAAUCGAGAUCGCAAUUCUAUUUCAAUGUAUUGAGUUUGUACUCGAGAAUCAGACACUAGCGCCAAUUCGUGCAGUGGCGCUAUUUGGAACUACUCUCGACAGCUAAUGACGCUAAAAGAUUAUAUUUUUGUUACCACUUUAUAUAAUAGGGAUGAUGAUCCCUAUUAUAUAAAUACUAGCUGUCCCGGCGAACUACGUAUAACACUUUUUUUUGCAACUUUUCCAUAUUUUAUCGCUGUUUUAACCUUCUCUAGACUCAAGAAUAUUUCAAGACUAAAAUAAGCCAAAUCGGUUCAGCCGUUCUCGAGUUUCAGCGAGACUAACGAACAGCAAUUUAAUUGAAUAUACAUAUUAUUUUAAGAAGAAGAAGUAGCUAAUAGUGCAUUAAUAAUUUGUUGAAGGGAAAUAUUUCCCUAGCUCAUUUUUUUUCUGGAAAGUCAUCCCGAAAUCUUUGUUCCUUUGAAUAAUUGUGCAAUUUAGCCUUAAAUCAAGAUUACUUUGUAGUAAUCUUAUAUAGUAUGUAAAUGUAGUAUUUAUAUUUCGUUAUAAAGACUGCUUCUGUCUUAAUAAACAUGUCUUCAUUAUCUUUGUUUAUUUAGCUGACCUAUUGUAAGAUGACCUUAUAUUAAACUGUUGCUAAAACUUGUUAAAAUGAACAUUAACGCUUAAGCUUUAUAGGUAAGGCUGAAUAAUGCUGUAGUUAUUAACACAGUUAUGUUUCAAUAGUCUACAGUAUUCCAAUUGCCUUAACUUGUAGAAAAAAAUGAUAGUCCUUUCACUAUGCCCACGACUCGAACAAGUAAGUAAAAAGUUUACCCUUGGGUUAAAUAAACACAUGCAGCUUUUUUGACAUGUUUUUGACAUUAUGAUAGGUCUGACUGAAAGGGUUAAAUGCUGCCAUUAC
This is a messenger RNA of Trichoplusia ni (cabbage looper), 3848 nucleotides long. RefSeq names its product F-box only protein 28-like (gene pall). The record is from RefSeq and is a predicted model, not a curated record. Lineage: Eukaryota; Metazoa; Arthropoda; Insecta; Lepidoptera; Noctuidae. Gene Ontology annotation, molecular function: protein binding. Bases 252 to 1502 code for a protein of 416 amino acids. Gene Ontology annotation, biological process: protein polyubiquitination. The transcript is spliced from 9 exons.